Molecule: messenger RNA, 783 nt
Organism: Cygnus atratus (black swan)
Lineage: Eukaryota; Metazoa; Chordata; Aves; Anseriformes; Anatidae
Gene: REC114
Product: REC114 meiotic recombination protein
Exons: 7
Coding region: 16-783 (255 amino acids)
Source: RefSeq, a predicted model, not a curated record
CCCCUGAGGGCCGCGAUGGCGGUGGGCGGCGGCUCCCUCUUGGGCAGCGCCUCGACGUGGCCCUUGAAGCGCUACGGUCGCUUCCUGCCCCCGACGGACAGCGACGAGGAGCAAACCGCUUCCUCCUGGCAGGUUUUUGAAUCAAAUGAAGAAUCUGGUCAUCUUAUCCUUACCAUUGUUGUAUCUGGCCAUUUCUUUAUCUCCCAAGGGAGAACGGUACUGUGCCUGAAACUUAUGCACCAGGUUUUUGAGAUGAUAUUCACAACUCUACCUUGGGAAGGCUUUUCAUUAAUUGAUUGCCACAAAUGGUUAAAGAUAGUAAGAAGAGCAGACUGCCUGCUGCUUUGUGCAAAGUCAAAGAAUGAAUGCCGCAUGUUUAGAGUUCAGUUUGGUGGAGAUUCAAAACAACAGAUGUUGGAACACUGCUGCAACUGUGUUCAGAAACUUGCGGAGUACGUACCGGUUCAAGUAACCGAUGAACAAAGCCAGAACCUUUGCCACAGUCUCAGUGGUGCAAGUCAAGUGGAAGAUGCUGAACAAGUACUACAUGUACCAGAUGAGCCUCUACCAGAUUCCUACACAAGCCUUGGAGAAAGAAGAUCUGUAACACAGCUAGCACAGUCUGUGCUGAAACAGAAGUUUGAGCUCCCCCUUGUGUACCGGCAUUCAGUGUGGAGCGCACAAGAGCUGGGGCCCUUCAUUCGCUUAUGUCUUAUGGAUCAGAAUUUCCCAGCUUUUGUGGAAGAUGUGGAGAAAGAACUGAAAAAACUCGCAGAAGGCUGA